AUGGAGACCAUAAACAGAGCCCUCGACUCCGCUUCGCAUGCUAUCUGGGGUGAAACCCACCCCCAGCACCAGCAGCACGGCGAAGAACCUCUCUCCGGAGUCCAAGGACAAGGGAAAGCUACAGACCCCUAUGAUGCCGGAAACCGCGAUGUCCAACCCGACGCCCCCUCCACAAAAUCCCCAACAGCAACCACACCUGCCUCCCAAAAGAAAUCCGUCCUAGACCCUACCGGCCGCUCCUCCGAGCCUCUCAGCCCCGCCAUCAGCGAAGACGCAGACCCGCAAAUCGGAGGAUACCCCCGCCCGGGAACCGGCAACGGCUUUACACCAGCGGGACUAGCUUCCGGCGUUCCAGAGGAACCAGGUCUAGAUGCGGAUCCAGUGCUUGAUGGUGGUGAGUCGUCGGGGGUUGAUCCGAAGAGCGUGAGUCAGGCCCAGAGACACAGCCAGAACCAAUACCAGGGGAUGGCGAAUGCGACGGGUGUUCCGGAGGGUGAGCAGAGGACUGUUAUGGGGAAUAAUCCGCCUGGGUUGAAUUCGAGGACAAGUAUGGGUCCUGGGUUGGGGGCGAUGGGGGAGCCUAGUGCUGCUGUGGCUGGGGGUUCUGCUGGUGGUGCCGCUGGUGGUGGUGCUGGUAUUGGUGGUGGCGCUGCUGCCGCGGGAAGUACUGCCGGACGAGGUGACAGCAGCACCGGCCAGGCUGCUGAGCAGAGGGCUAGUAGUGGUGGUGGCGGUGAGAGUGUUCAAUAUGGCAAGCCAUCCGGUGAAAAUGACCAUCAGGUUAGCGAGGAGGCGCUCAAGGGUCCGCAGGGGCCGCCUCCGAAGCAGUAUGAGUUUGAGAAGGAGAUGGAGGAGAAGCCUGCUAGUAAGGGUGCUGGUGGGGGACAAUCUCAACCCCAAGGAGGGAAAUCGGCCCAGAACGGGAACGGUGGCCAUCACCAUUUCAAGGCUAUGGAGAAGAUGAAGGAGAAGAUGGGUAGAGCUACCAAGGCUGGAACUCAUAAGUAG
Molecule: messenger RNA, 1008 nt
Organism: Aspergillus glaucus CBS 516.65
Lineage: Eukaryota; Fungi; Ascomycota; Eurotiomycetes; Eurotiales; Aspergillaceae
Exons: 3
Coding region: 1-1008 (335 amino acids)
Source: RefSeq, a predicted model, not a curated record